Molecule: messenger RNA, 1713 nt
Organism: Trichoderma citrinoviride
Lineage: Eukaryota; Fungi; Ascomycota; Sordariomycetes; Hypocreales; Hypocreaceae
Product: MFS general substrate transporter
Exons: 6
Coding region: 1-1713 (570 amino acids)
Biological process (GO): transmembrane transport
Molecular function (GO): transmembrane transporter activity
Source: RefSeq, a predicted model, not a curated record
AUGCGGAGGUCAACUUCCACCCCUCGCCCUCGGCGUCGCGGCUCUGCUGCCCAGCGCAAGGAGCCGCUGCCGCCAUUCCCUGUCCAGCAGAUGUUUGUGCUAGCAUGCUGCCGACUGUGUGAACCCAUUGCUUUCAUGUCCAUCUUCCCCUACAUUUACUACAUGAUCGAGGACUUUAAAAUUACCGAAGAUCCGAACAAGAUUUCCGUUUACGCCGGCAUGGUUACUUCUGCAUUCACUUUGGCCGAGUUUGCAACUGGUGUUAUGUGGGGAAAGCUGAGUGACAAGAUCGGACGAAAGCCUGUGCUUCUCAGCGGUCUCAUCGGCACAGCCAUCAGUGUUCUCAUCUUUGGUUUCGCUCCUAGCUUGCCCGUCGCCCUCUUUGCCAGGGCAAUGGGCGGCCUUCUCAAUGGAAACAUCGGUGUAUUGCAGACAACCGUGGCUGAGCUCGUGACGGUCAAGGAACAUCAACCUCGCGCGUAUACUAUUAUGCCCAUGGUUUGGUGUAUUGGCUCCAUCAUUGGACCCAUGAUUGGCGGUGCCCUCGCUCGACCAUGCAUCAGCUAUCCCGACUACUUCCCCCGCGGCUCAAUUUGGGACCAGUACCCCUAUCUCCUUCCCAACCUUUUCAGCGCGGUGACUGUUCUCUUUGGUGUUGUUGUGGGCAUCCUCUUCUUGGAGGAGACUCACCUUGGCAAGAGGGGCGAGAAGGAUCGCGGUCGUGAGAUUGGUGACCGAAUCGCUGCGUUCUUCAACCGGGCCACGUAUGGCCGAGCUGAUAAGCCUGAGAAGCAAAGCCUUCUCGAUGACUGCGAACAAGCUGGAUACAACACCCUUUCCGACUCUUCCGAUUCUGAUGCGACGAAGCUUUCCCGCUCCGGAGAGCGACUGCCGGAUUACCGAAGCCGGGAGACGUCACCUCGAACUACAUCUCGGGGCAGCACGGAGCACCAAGCUGUGUCCACCAUCGAGUCCUCUGAGGCGCAGCCCGAUCAACCCACUGUGAUCUUCACCAAGCCGGUCUUGAUGAACAUCAUCUCUUACGGCAUCCUCGCAUUCCACACCAUUACUUAUGAUCAGCUGUUCCCAGUAUUCUUGAGCACCGCCCCUCCCAAGGAGCCCGUUCUCGAGCUUCCUUUCAAGUUUGUCAACGGAUUCGGUCUCGAGACAAAGGCCAUUGGCGUCAUCAUCUCCAUUCAAGGCUUCUACUCUUUGCUGUCCAACUACCUGAUUGUGACACCCAUGACCCGUCGACUGGGACCUCUGCGUCUGUUUCGCCUGAUUGCCUUCUCCUACUUCGCCCUCUACUUCGUCACGCCCUACGUGGUGCUCCUCCCAGAGAGCCUAAGGAUGCCGGCCAUCUACCUGUUGGUUAUCUGGAAGUGUACCUUUUCGACAAUGGCGUAUCCCAGCAACGCAAUUUUGUUGGCCAACUCGGCCCCGAGCAAGCAAGUCCUCGGUACGAUCAAUGGCGUUGCAGCCUCCACGGCCAGCUUGUGCAGAGCUCUGGGACCUACUCUUUCUGGAUUCCUGUAUGCCAUGGGCUUGCAAUCUGGCUAUUCGGGUCUCGCUUGGUGGUUUAGCGGACUGAUCACCAUCGUGGGUGCCUAUCUCAGCACCCAGAUCACUGAAGGAACCCAGCCCCCAGUUUCGGGAGAGAUGAUCGAGACUGAUGAAUCUCUUAACGAUUAUGAUGACGAUGAAAGCGUUUAA